Molecule: messenger RNA, 2883 nt
Organism: Mobula hypostoma (lesser devil ray)
Lineage: Eukaryota; Metazoa; Chordata; Chondrichthyes; Myliobatiformes; Myliobatidae
Gene: fastkd2
Product: FAST kinase domains 2
Exons: 12
Coding region: 148-2190 (680 amino acids)
Biological process (GO): mitochondrial RNA processing; regulation of mitochondrial mRNA stability
Cellular component (GO): mitochondrial matrix; ribonucleoprotein granule
Molecular function (GO): RNA binding
Source: RefSeq, a predicted model, not a curated record
GUUUGCGUCAUUUUUACGUUCCAGCAUGGCGGCGCCCAGAGGUCGGCCGGGGUGGAUGAGGUGAGGGAGCGAGAGAAAGAAAAAGGCUUGUAAGGAAGCAGUGUUGCACUGUUUUCAGUUGACGUGAGUUGGCUUGAGUGCGUCAUCAUGAAUGCCCAUCCAGCCGGGAGUCAGCUUGUUAGGAUUUUAAGACUGUGCAGCUCUUUCCCUCGAGCGUUUACUGCAACUGGAUAUAGAAGUUGUAGCACUUUGGUCCAAAAAACUGGAUUUCUGUCAUCAAGGAAUCAAAAUGGCUUCACUUACCAUUUGAAUAAUUGUAUGAGCUUAACUUUAGUCCACUUCCAAUCUUCCAAAAGGACUUCCCACAUUCCAAGCAAAGCAGAAGAUGUAAAUAACCAUGAAAGGGAAACCAGAGACUCUAAUGUUGAAACCACUAUUUCCCUUAACGAGUCAACAAAUGCCACAUCCUCGCAGUUCAGAGAACCUACCGCUGAGGUUUCUUCCACAGAGCAGAAAAGCAUGUCACUGAUGGAGAGGAAACGAGUUUGGGAAGAGUACUACGAUGAGCUUCAGCAGUGCACCUCUCCCAGUGACGUGUUGGACUUAUACAGGCAAUCUGACGUGACCUGGAAGCAUAUCAGCAACUCCCUAAUGGCUAUGUGGGAAACCACAAAGAAAUUGUCGGACGAUCAGAAACGUUACGAGCGGAAGCUGAUGUUUGAGCACCCUGUCUUUGAGAAGAUUUGUCAGCAGACCUUGAAGGAAGUUCGGCUAAUGAGAUGUAGUGACUUGGUGUAUAGCCUUUUCGCUUUGGUAAAAAUGGGAGUGUCCCAGGAUAGCCAUGUUAUUCAUACACUACUGAGGGCCUCCCAGGAGCGUCUGAACGAGUUUGAUGAGCGGGCUCUCUCGGUGCUGUCCAGCUGCUUGAGAAGCAUGGAGGAGAGUAAAAACGUCGUUGCAUUGCGAGCAGGCCUGAGGCUACUUGUGGAACUGCGUAUCCCAAACAUUAAGACAGUGAUGGGUCUGCAGACCAUGAUGAGGUGUAUUGGUAAAGAAUCCCCACUGCCUCUGAAGAAGAAACUGGAGAACAAAGCGCUGUCAUUGCUGAAUCAGUUCACUCUUCCAAACUCGCAGUACAUGUUCAUCACUUUGGCAGCCAUGGGUUACCGCUCGUACCCACUCUUAGAGGCUUGCAGUAACAGGAUUAUUGACAAUAUCCACAGCAUCCCAUUUUGGCGACUUGUGCAGAUCUUACAGUCGUGCAAGGACCUCGGUUACCGGAAUCCGGCUCUUCUCACGGCUGCUGGCAACCACAUGGCUUCCAUGCUAGCUGUCUGGGAGGUGAAGCAGCUGAUCAUCUUGCUAACACUGCUCGCCGAAUUCGGAUUCCGUCAUAUUGAGCUGAUGGACGGCUUCGCACAGAUGGUGCCAGCAAGAUCUGAAUCCCUAACUUUUAACCAUGUGCUAUCAACUCUUCGUGUUUACUCCCUGUUGAACCAUUACCCAGAAGAGGGGCACAUCAAAUUUGUAGAGACUCUCAUCGAACUGUUUCAAUCACACAUGUCAAAGUGUUCAUCGGUGGAGUUGCUUCAGGGAGUUUACUACCUUUGUCUAAUGGGACACUAUCCCCCAGCUGUACUAAACCAUCUCUUCCAGGGUGAGGUCCUGAGCAAGCUCCAGUCCUCAGACCAUUUCAAUCGAGCGUCAAAUAAGCGAAUGCUUCAGUGCAUCAAGCUCUGUAUGGAGUUGGAGAAUCCUUCUUUUGCCAUGCCCGACAUUGCUGGGAUCGCAGAGCCCUUGCCAACCAAUAUUGCGGUAAACACAGCCAUGAAGGAGGUGGUGGAAACCAUCCUGGGUGACAGUAGCCUGUAUCGCUGUGGGUCGGUGUUGAGAGACAUUCAUUUGAUCGAUUUUGAAUUUGCUUUGGACCAGGAGAGAAAACAUGUAGUACCUUUUCCUCAAGAUGAUGAAAUUGUCCAGAGUACCAAUGUACAGAGAGUGGCAGUGCUGUGUGCACCAGUAUCUGCCUUUUGUCUUGGGACAGGGCAUCCCAAAGGCAAGCUGGCACUGGAGAUCCGGCAUCUCAAGGCACUGGGCUAUCAUGUGGUAUUGGUGUCAGACCAUGAGUUUGGAAAGAUGUCAGAAGAUGAAAGAGUUCAGUUCUUAACGAGAGCGAUCUUUGCAGAAUGAAUAGCCUUUGAGAACUCACUGAGUGCCUGUUGUGGACAAGAUGUGGUCAACUGGCUCAGCCCCUGACAACAUGGCACUCUCCAACGAAUGGAAUCUCUAACUUGAAGCAGUGCCACAUUUAUCCUGAACCCAAUGACAGUUGGAUGUGAAUGAAGCCAUAUCAGAUGAACCUGAAUGUUUGUUUUAGUGAUGAUGCCCUGGAUAUCAUGGCAAAGGAUGAGUUUGACGGACCAUCUUCUGCAGUAUGUUCUUCCCCUAUAACAAGAAUACACUCUCGAUUAACUUUUGGUUUUGUGGGACAACUGUGCCUUACAAAUGAGAGUUUAGGCUCAAAUUUGUUUUUCCUUGGGAGGCAACCAAAAAGUAUAUUUUUAAAAAAAAUUUAGCAAUAGAAACUACCUCCCUACAAGAUGCAAAACCCCAUGCAUACUGCAAAUAAGGAUAAACAAAAACCAUUGGAAAUGCUCAGCACUUCAGGCAACAUUUGUGGAGAGAGCAAGGGUUACCCCGAUUCUGUCUCCACAGGUGCUGCAUGAUCAGCCAAGUAUUUCCUACACUUACUGUUGCCAUGCUUCCACUGCUGGAAUGCUGUUGUUGGGCUUCACAGAACAGGUACAGCUUUGUGUGAAUAAUGUGAAUCAGAGCCACAACAGACAUGUUUAAAAAAUAAAAUGAAUGAUACAAGUGACAAAU